AUCCGAAUCCAAAAUUACCAACACGCAGCCGCGAAGUACUACAAUUCCAACGUACAGAAUAGCAGAUUUAAUCAGGGAGAUCUAGUCCUUCGCAAAGUCUUCCAAAACACCGCUGAACGAAACGCGGGAAAACUCGGAGCAAACUAGGAUGGACCCUAUAAAAUCGAAAAAAUCGUCCGACCAGGCUCCUACGAAAUAGCCAACAUGCAAGGCAUAAAAAUUUCAAGGACCUGGAAUGCGAUGCAUCUCAAAAAUUACUAACACUGACCAACUCACAACCACCGAACUACGAGACGGCUUGAUCUCCAUAAGGAGUACAUAGGCAGUUUGUCAAAAGGAAAAUUCAGCUGUCCCCCCUCAUCAAAAAGGGGGGAGUGGAUACGUAUACUCGUAUGCUCUCAAACUCGAAAACAUCCGACCACGCCUUCGAUGUUUCCGACAUAUUUCAACCAAGCAAAUUAUCUUUUAUCCGUGAAACAUUUUUGAAUUUCAAAAAUAAAUCAGCCGUUAAGAAGAAGCAGCCAUUGGCAUCGCGAGAUUUCGCGAGAGAUGCUUCAAGGAUUACUUCCUACGUUGCAUGGAAGCGUGUCCAAAGCCAAGAUUCCUGAUUCUGAAGCGGAAGCGGAGUCGGAAGCGGGUGGAAGCGGCCGGAAGCGUGUCGGAAUCGCGGUUCCGAAAAAACCAGAUUUGGAAGCGUAUUGGAAUCAAUGAUUCCUAGUUAGAAGCAUGUAAAUCUAAUAUUGGAAUCGCAAAUAAAAAAAAAGAAAAAUUAAUAAAUGUUUUUAUGUUUUAUUUCCUUAACUGAAAACCCUAAUUAAAAAAAAAAGUGGAAACUCAAAGGACUACGACUCUGAGUCGUCAUUCUCAUCUCUUUUACACCUCAUAGUUGCUAUCUUUCUUCUUCUCUGUACUAAGAGUCUAAGACCAAACAAUCGAUCAAGGCAAUUUUCUUUGGACUUUUGUUUCUUUGUUAAUUGUUAUAUUCUUCUUCUCUUGUAAAGAAACGUGAGACUUUGUAGCCUUUUAUGUAUGGUUUGAUGAUUAGAAGGUUAGUAUUGGUUGAAACUAAAGCUGAAUUUGGUUUGUGAAUCUAAGGUUAAAGUCUUAUAUUAAUAUUAAACAAGUACAGAGAUUUUUUUUUUUUUUUUUGGUGUUUCCUUGCGUAGAGUAAAGCGACCACGUCUGAUCAUUAUGAUAAUUUUUUUUCAGAAGUAUGAACCCAUCUGAUAAUGAUGAUGUGGAUGACAAAGCACCCUUAAGGAUUUAUGUGAACAAGAUUGAAAAGAUAGCAGGAGGGGGAUCAUGGAGGUUUGAAUGCAAUUGCAAUACAACGUACGUUGGAUCUUAUACUAGAGUUGUGACUCAUCUUAUACAAGAGGGAAUUAAGGGAAUCAAAGGAUGUAACAAUGUUACCCACAACAAAGAGCUACAAAUUUGCUGAUACAAAUGAGGCUGAUUCAAAGAAGAGAAAGGGAAUGGAUUCAGCUUUAGGAAAAGCAUUUAACAAUCAGACUAGGGAGCAAUGUGAUGGUGAAAUAUUUAGAAUGUUCUGUACAAGCGGGUUGUAUUUCAACGUUGCAAGAAACCCUCACUAUCGCAACUCAUUUGUGCGUGCAUCACAAAUUCCUGGCUAUGUUCCUCCUGGUUAUAAUGCUUUGAGGAUUACACUUCUCCAAAAAGAAAGAAAGAACCUUGAAGUGCACUUGCAGCCUUUGAAGGAUUCAUGGAAACAUAAAGGAGUUAGCAUAUGUAGUGAUGGCUGGUCAAAUCCUCAUCGAAGACCUAUCUUAAAUUUGAUUGCUGCAAAUGAGAGUGGUCCAAUGAUGUUAAGAGCAAUCAACACUCAAGGUGAAACAAAAACUGGUGAGGUGAUUGCAGAAAUGAUCAUAGAAUGCAUUAAGGAGUUUGGACAUGAGAAUGUGGUUCAAGUACUCACUGACAAUGCUUCAAAUUGUGUAAAAGCUGGUGCACUUAUUUCAGCUAAGUUUCCUACUAUCUUCUGGAUACCAUGUGUGGUUCAUACUUUGAAUCUUGCACUCAAGAACAUAUGUGCACCAGUUGAUAAUAAAAGAAGCAAUGGAGAUGUGUAUGAUGCUUGUUAUUGGAUAAAGUCUAUCAGUGAGGAUGUUACUUGGAUCAAGAACUUCAUUAUGAACCAUGGAAUGAGGCUUGUCAUGUUCACAGAGCAUUGUGAUCUUAAGCUCCUUACAAUUGCUUCUACAAGGUUUGCUUCAACAGUUGUGAUGCUUAAGAGAUUCAAGAAAAUAAAAACUGGGCUACAACAAAUGGUGAUCAGUCCUAAGUGGGAUGAUUAUAAAGAUAAUGGUGUAGAAAGAGCAUCAGCAGUGAAGAAAAAGAUAUUAGAUGAGAUGUUCUGGGAUGAGAUUGAAUAUGCUUUGUCUUUCACUUUGCCGAUAUAUAGUGUGAUUAGAGCUGCUGAUACUGAUAAGUCUUCACUUCAUCUGGUUUAUGAAUGGUGGGAAACCAUGAUUCAGACUGUGAAAAAGGCUAUCUUCAGAAAGGAAACGAAGGAACUUGAAGAUGACUCGGUUUUUUGGAAUGCUGUGCAAUCUAUUUUGAUAUCUCGUUGGAGUAAGAGUAACACUCCUCUCCAUUGUAUGGCACAUUCUCUAAAUCCCAAGUAAGUUAUAAAUUUAUUAUGCUUCAUAUGAUUUAUUAUCUUACAAACUAAAUUUAAACAUUUUUGAUAGUUAUUUAAAUAACAUUAUUAUUGUUUAUUUUGAUGGAUGCAGAUAUUAUAACUCAGAGUGGCUUGGAGAAGAGAACAAUAGAAAAGCUCCACAUCAAGAUUUGGAGAUUACUAGAGAAAGAAAAAAUUGCAUAAUGAAGUAUUUUCCAAAUCAAGAUGAAAGGAGAGAGGUUAACAUUGAAUAUUCUAAUUUCUCUUUAAGCUUGGAAGAUUUUGGUAGUGUUGAUGCAAUCCAUGAUAGAUUUAUCUGAGAACCUUUAAGAUGGUGGGCAGUUCAUGGAUCUUCAGCUCCCAAACUUCAAGCCUUAGCAUUUAAGUUGCUUGGACAACCUUCUUCAUCCUCAUGUUGUGAAAGGAACUGGAGCACCUAUAAGUUCAUCCAUUCUGCAACAAGAAACAAGAUUAUGCCACAAAGAGCUGAAGAUUUGGUAUUUAUGCAUACUAAUUUUCGUCUCUUAUCUAGAAGGAGUUCUGCUUACAAAGAAGGUCCUAACAAGAUGUGUGAUGUUGGAGGUGACCAAUUUGAUACUUUGGAUGAGCUUAAUCUAGGAAGACUUGAGUUUGAAGAUCUUUCCCUUGAUGAACCAGAACUAGAGGCUGUUGUGUUUGAUGGAGAAGAUGAUAAUGAGUGAAACAAUUGAUCGUUGACAUUGAACAUUUUUAUUUUUAGUUGAGUUGCUUAAUAUUUAAGACUUUGUUGGAUUUGUGCGGUUUAGACACUUUUAAUUUUCAGAAGUUAUUUUAUAUUUGGCUUUACAUUAUAUAUAUAUGUAUAUUAUAUUUACAUACGCUUCCAAUACGAUUCCGCUUCUUAAUUUUUUUAAAAAACUCGCUUCUACGCUUCCAUACGAUUCCGCUUCCGUGAAUCCGCUUCCGUUUCCAUGUAACGUAGAUUACUUCUUCCGAACGACGAAAACGGACACUCCGUCAAAAAACGAUGAAUAUUUUAACACAUAUCUUGCGCAAAAACUCUAAACAACGGCAUUUGCCGCCAAGUUCGGUGCUGAUCACAUCGAACUCUCGAACGUCCUAAACAGACAUAGCCAUCUUACGAAGAUGACUCUCGUACAUCCGACA
Molecule: messenger RNA, 3787 nt
Organism: Brassica napus (rape)
Lineage: Eukaryota; Viridiplantae; Streptophyta; Magnoliopsida; Brassicales; Brassicaceae
Exons: 2
Coding region: 1407-2645 (412 amino acids)
Source: RefSeq, a predicted model, not a curated record